AUGAAUGAUGCUGGCACAAGCUCUUCUCCCGGUCAGUUCAGCUCAGUGUCACUUGAAGGCGCUGGUGAGCUUCUUGUUACUUCGUUCGCAACGCGCUCACUCGUCCUGUCCAAUCCAGUGAACAAGAUGUUGAAGAAAGUGAAGAGCAUUCGACAUGACUUCUACAACAUCGAAGCGGACUUCAAGACGCAUGCUCAUAGAAAAGUGAACAUUGCUCUCAUGCCGCGAGGAGACAGGGGACCGACUGGCCCUCCUGGCAAGAUGGGAAAUAAAGGGCCCACAGGCCCUGUAGGACUCCCUGGAUAUCCAGGGCCGAGAGGAUACCCUGGCAAGGAUGGGAUCCAAGGCCCGAGAGGAAGGCGAGUAACAAAGAGUUUCGCUGCUAUCUUGCUCAUCAACAAAGCAGGACAGGGGCAAAGGGCAAUCGAGGUGACGUGGGACAGGCUGGACCCCCCGGACUUGAGGGUCCCCCGGGUCCUGAAGGCGAAAGAGGACAGCCUGGACGUCCUGGGUCACGAGGACCGCCAGGGAGACCAGGAGCUCCUGGAAGGAACGGAAUCAACGGUCAGCCUGGACCACCAGGAUUCGACGGACUCCCGGGACCUCCUGGUCCUCAAGGAGAGAUGGGACCGCCGGGGCCGCAAGGUGCUCGAGGACCACGUGGACCGACAGGAGUCGGGGGCGAUCGCGGUCCAACCGGAAUGA
Guillardia theta CCMP2712 is the source of this 705-nucleotide messenger RNA. RefSeq lists its product as hypothetical. The record is from RefSeq and is a predicted model, not a curated record. Bases 1 to 705 code for a protein of 234 amino acids. The transcript is spliced from 4 exons. Lineage: Eukaryota; Cryptophyceae; Pyrenomonadales; Geminigeraceae.